AGUGGUGGGAGAGAGUGGGGAGGGAGAAAACGGGUUGGCGCGUGCGAUCCAUAGUUGUGGUGAUAUAGCGCCUGGAUAUCUGAAAGAAUUAGUUUGGGAGAAGGUCGUUGUGGAUCCUGCUGACACUGAUUGCUUCCCCAUGAGUGUUGUGGUGUGAUUGCCGCAGACCCCAUGCCGCCGAGAUCGAGAAGAAGCAGAACGAGAGCGAGCACAAAAAGCUGCUGGGCUCCGUCAUUCAGUAUGGCAGCUGUAUACAGCUACUCCACCUCAAGUCCAACAAGUACCUCACGGUCAACAAGCGGCUGCCGGCGCUGUUGGAGAAGAACGCCACACGCGUCUACCUGGACGCGGCCGGCAACGAGGGCUCGUGGUUCUACAUCGCGCCCUUCUACAAGCUGCGCACGGCCGGCGACAGUGUGGUGGUCGGUGACAAAGUGAUCCUGACGCCGAUGGGCGCCGGCCAGACCAGCCAGGUGCUGCACGCCGCCGCCAACCAUGAGCUCACCGACAACCCCGGCUGCAAGGAGGUGAACGUGCUGAACGCGAGCACGUGUUGGAAGAUCUCGCUGUUCAUGGAGCACAAGGAGAACCUGGACACGGUGCUGAAGGGCGGCGACGUGGUGCGUCUGUUCCAUGCCGAGCAGGAGAAGUUCCUGACGGUGGACGAGCACCACGGCCGCAAGGUGGUGUUCCUUCGCACCACCGGCCGCGCCACCACCACCUCGGCCACCAGCAGCAAGGCGCUCUGGGAGGUGGAGGUGUACAACGUGGACCGGUGUCGCGGCGGCGCUGGCCACUGGAACUCGCUGUUCCGGUACAAGCACCUGGCCACCGGCCAGUACCUGGCGGCAGAGGUCGAUGUCGACGACACCCCGGACACCAACCGGGACAAGCUGAGUGGAGGUGGGUGGCGCACGACCUGUCCCCUUCACCCAGAGGUCGAUGUCGACGACAUCCCGGACACCAACCGGGACAAGCUGAGUGGAGGUGGCCCCGUGUACCAGCUGGUGCCCGUGCAGAACCCGAACGACCUGCAGACGAUCUUCGAGCUCGAUCCGACCACGUACACCGGCCCGGAGUCGAUGGUGCCCCGCUCCUCCUACGUGCGCUUGCAGCACUUCACCACCAAGGCCUGGGUCCACUCCACCUGCAUCCCCAUCGAUAAGGAGAACGAGCGGCCCGUCAUGUCCAAGGUGGGCCUGGCAGCCAUCAAGGAAGACAAGGAGGCGUUUGCGCUGGUGCCCGUCUCGGCGCAGGAGGUGCGAGACCUGGACUUCGCCAACGACGCCUGCAAGGUGCUGCAGAGCUUCAGCGAGAAGCUCGAAUCGGGCUGCAUCACCAACAACGAGCGGAAGAUGGUGAUCCAGCUGCUGCAGGACAUCAUCUACUUCAUCGCCAUGCGGGAGACGGAGCAGAACCGGACGGACGCGCUCGACCUGAUGAUCCGACACCCGAACCGCGACCGCCAGAAGCUGCUGCGCGAACAGUCCAUCAUCGACUAUAUCUUCAAGAUACUCCGGGUGCCGUCGUUCGGCGAGCAGCAGGGCGGCGACGCUGCCUUCAUCCGGCUGGACGAGCUCAGCGACCCGCGCCACGCGCCCUACAAGUACAUCUUCCGGCUAUGCUACCGCAUCUUGCGACUCAGCCAGCAGGACUACCGCAAGAACCAGGAACACAUCGCCAAACACUUUGGCUUCAUGCAGAAGCAGAUCGGCUGCGACAUCCUGGCCGAGGACACCAUCACGGCGUUGCUGCACAACAACAGGAAACUGCUCGAGAAGCACAUCACGGCCAACGAGAUCGAGACGUUCGUCGGCCUGGUGCGAAAGAACAUGAACAAGUGGGAGCCGCGCUACCUGGACUACCUCUCCCACCUGUGCAUCUCCAACAAGGUGGCCAUCGCCGCCACGCAGGAGCUCAUCUGCAAGUCGGUGCUCAGUCCGAAGAACUCGGACAUACUCAUCCAGACCAGGCUUCAGCGGCACCCCAUCGAGGUGGAAGUGGUGGUGGAGAAGGCGGCGACAGGCUCGGAGCCGGUGCUCACCGUCGAGGAGGUGGAGGACGUGGAGCUGGAGUGGGGUCACGGUCAGUGCUGCCGAUCGAUCUCCGAGCUGGCGGCCGGCGCCCGCUCGGGCACCAGCGAGGACCGGCACAUACUGGAUUACUACCGCCACCAGCUGGACCUCUUCUCCAACAUGUGCCUGGACCGACAGUAUCUGGCCAUCAACAGCCUGUCGCCGCACCUCGGCAUCGACCUCAUACUCCGGUGCAUGUCGGACGAGACGCUGCCGUUCGAGCUGCGCGCGUCGUUCACGCGGCUCAUGCUGCACAUGCACGCCGACCGUGACCCGCAGGAGCAGGUGACGACGGUCAAGUACGCGCGGCUCUGGUCCGAGAUCCAGACCACCAUGUCCAUCAGCGACUACGACGACAGCCGGACGCCGUCGGACAGCCGCGAGGAGGUGUGCACGCGCUUCGGAGCUACCAUGGAGUUCGUGGAGGACUACCUCUGCAACGUGGUCAACCGCAUGUGGAGCUUCUCCGACCCCGAGCAGAACAAGCUCACCUUCGAGGUGGUGAAGCUGGCCAGGAAGCUCAUCUACUUCGGCUUCUAUAGCUUCAGUGACCUGCUGCGGCUGACCAAGACGCUGCUGAGCAUCCUGGACUGCACGACCGAGAGCUUCAGCAGCAGUGACUCGCCCGGGGUGGCCGAAAUCAACGACGAGGAGGAUUUCGAUUUCGAAAUGUUCGAAACGGAGGACGGCAAGAGCGGCGUGCUCAAGUCGCUGACGGACAUGGGCCAGGUGAUGACGCAGCUGACGCUUGGCGGCACGGCCGCCCGCAGCGGCAGCCUCCGCAAGGCCACCAGCAAGCGCGAGGACACGCUCGUCAUGGACAUCAAGCUCAAGAUCAUCGAGAUCCUGCAGUUCAUCAUGGACGUGCGACUCGACUACCGCAUCAGCUGUCUCCUCUCCAUCUACAAGAAGGAGUGGGACAGCGUGUUCGAGGGCGCUCGGCCGGUGCGGGGGCCGCGCGUCGACGAACGCAUCGCCGUCCAGGCCGAAGACAUCUUCGGCGGCGGCGAGGAGAGCGGCAGCGAGCUGGACCUGGACGGCAGGAGCGGCCGAGUCUUCCUGCGGGUUCUCCUGCACCUGACCAUGCACGAGUACCCGCCGCUGGUCUCCGGUGCGCUUCACCUGCUCUUCAGGCACUUUUCUCAGCGCCUGGAGGUGCUCAAGUCGUACACACAGUUGGUUAACGUUGGCGACGAGGUGCUCAUCUUCUACAACGACAAGGCGUCGCGCGCGCUGCUGCUGGAGCUGAUGCGUUCGGAGCGCGAGCGCAUGGACGAGGCUUCGCCGCUGCGCUAUCACAUGGAGCUGGUCAACCUGCUCUCCAACUGCACGGAGGGCAAGAACGCCAGCACCGAGAUCCAGUGUCACAGCCUGCUGCCGCUCGACGACAUCGUGGCCGUGGUGCAGAACCGCGACUGCAUCCCCGAGGUGAAGGAGGCGUACAUCAACUUCCUGAACCACUGCUACAUCGACACGGAGGUGGAGAUGAAGGAGAUCUACACGUCACACCACAUCUGGACGCUGUUCGAGAAAUCGUUUCUGGUGGAUGUCGCUAUCGUGGCCAACUCCCCCCACGACAAGAAGCACGCAGACUCGGUGAUGGUGACCUACGUGACGUCCUGUGUGAUGAACAUCAUCUCCACGUUCUUCAAGAGCCCUUUCUCAGACCAGAGCACAACUGUACAAGGCUACCUAGCGGAGGCGGGCUCCUUCUGGCUGCUGGCUGGCGACGGUCCGCUCCCACCCGGUAGCCGGCAGCCGGUGUUCGUGCGCCUGCUGCAGGCCGUGUACCGGCUGUCCCAGGUGGGCUGGCUCAUGCCGCAGCAGCGACACUGGGUCGACAGCUGCGUCCAGACGCUGGCGGAAGUCGCCAAGAGUCGGGGCAUCGCCAUCCCCAGCGACCUGGAGGUGCAGGUCCAGGCCAUGUUCUCCCGGGUGGCCAUGGUAAAUCGUCAGUCCAACAAGUGGCUUCAGAUGAUAAGAGGACCCAAGCGGGAGUCGUCCUCCCAUCAGCUGAACGCGCGCGUGGAUCACAGGAUCCUGGAGGGCUUUCACGAUAUAGUGGCCACGCUGGAGGACCACCUGAAGCCGCUGGUGGAGGCGGAGCUGUCGGUGCUGGUGGACAUCCUGUACCGGCCGGAGCUACUCUUCCCGCCCAACACCGAGGCGCGGCUCAAGUGCGAGGACGGCGGCUUCAUAUCCAGGCUGAUACGGCAUACAGAGAAGCUGCUGGGCAGCAUGGAAGAGGGGCUGUGUAUCCGGGUGCUGCAGACCCUGCGCUCGAUGAUGUCCAAGGACGCCAACUACGGGGAGAAGGGAGACAAGCUGCGCCUGUCGCUGCUCGAGCGCUACUUCGGCAACCUGCGCACCAAGGCGUCCGGCUCGGCGGCGGCCGGCCAGGGCGCUGGCGCUCUGCAGCGCGCCCCGUCCGGAGGCACGCUGCUGCCGCGCGCCGGCAUGACCAUGUCGGAGGUGCAGUGUCACCUGGACCGGGAGGGCGCCAGCACGCUGGUCAUGGAGCUGGUCACCCGCUCGGCCGCCAGCCACGAGAUCUUCACCGAGGCCGUCCAGCUGGGAAUUGCCCUGCUCGAGGGAGGCAACCCCGACAUCCAGCGCAGCAUGUACAGCACGCUUAUGCUCAAGGAGAGCACGCGCCAGGCGUUCUUCAAGGUGUUUUCGGAGAAGAUGCGCGACGCCCAGAUCGAGAUCAAGAACACGGUGACGGUGAACACGGCCGACAUCACGGCCAAGUCGGCCGAGGCCCAGCAGGGCAAGGAGCAGGAGAAGCAGCCCAAGCUGCGCCGGCCGACGCCGCGCGCCAACGGCCUCACCGUCACCGACGAGCUGCGCGCCGAGCUCAACGACGCGGCGCGCAGCACCCAGCAGGCCUAUCACAACGUGCGCAGCACCAUCGAAGGUGACGAGGGUGAGGCCGGCCUGGCGCCCUCCUCGGACGCGCUGGUGGACAUGCUGGCCGAACGGGCCGACCGCGUCAAGGAGAAGCACGACGAUAACGCGCUCUCGACCAAGGUCAUGGUCAUGGACCCGAUCCUGCGCUUCCUGCAGCUGCUCUGCGAGAACCACAACGCCCUGCUGCAGAACUUCCUGCGCGACCUGCACAACAAGGGCAAGUGCAGCCUGGUCUCGGAGACGCUCAUGUUUCUGGACUGCAUCUGCGGCUCGACCACCGGCGGCCUGGGCCUACUCGGGCUCUACAUCAACGAGUUCAAUGUCCACCUCAUCGUGCAGACGCUUAAGACGCUCACCGAGUACUGUCAGGGGCCGUGCCAUGAGAACCAGAACUGCAUCGCCACCCACGAGUCGAACGGCCUGGACAUAAUCAUCGCACUCAUCCUGAACGACAUCAACCCGCUGGGAAAGACGCGGAUGGACCUGGUGUUGGACCUCAAGAACAACGCUUCCAAGCUGCUGCUGGCCAUCAUGGAGUCGCGCGCCGACAGUGAGAACGCCGAACGCAUCCUCAGCAACAUGAACCCCAAACAGCUGCUGGAGGUGGCGUGCCGCGCCUAUUACCAGGACGGCCUGGUGGACGACACGGACGACGACCCGGCCGACGGCGACGACGGCGUGUCGCCGCGCGAGGUGGGGCACAACAUCUACAUCCUGUGUCACCAGCUGUCGCACCACAACCGGGAGCUGCAGGCGCUGCUCCGCCAGACGGACAACCUGGACGUCAAGAUGGCGCGCGCGCUCGAGUACUACCGCACGCACACGGCGCAGAUCGAGAUCGUGCGGCUGGACCGGACAAUGGAGCAGAUUGUGUUCCCGAUCCCGGAGAUCUGCGAGUACCUGACGCAGGAGACGCAGGCGCGCGUUCACACGACCGUCGAGCGCGACGAGCAGGGCUCCAAGGUGCAGGGCUUCUUCGAUCAGUGCGACUACCUCUUCGACGAGAUGAAGUGGCAAAAGAAGCUGAGAGGCCAGGCGCUGCUCUUCCGCAUCAGCAACUACAUGAGCCUCUGGUCGCACGUACUCUUCUUCCUGGCCGUCAUCAUCAACAUGCUGGUGGCCGUCAGCUACCCCUUCACGGACGACUGGCCAAACGUGGGCAACUGGAUGCCGUUCACAUGGGCUGCGACGUUUGUGGCGGCGGCAGGCGCCUUCUGGUUCCCCGGCGCCGUGUCGUUCAUGCUGCUAUUCCUCUGCGUGCUCGGUAUCUUUAUCUUCACCGCCGGUCUCGAGUCGGUCAUCUUCAUUGUAGGACUGAUAAACCUGGUGUUCAAAGGCAUUCACGUGGCCAGCAUCAUGGGCAACAAGGGCUCGUUCGAGAAGACGUUCCGCCAGCGCGUCUCCGACUACGAGCUGCUCUACCACUUCGCCUACUUCGUGGUGUGCGUGUUCGGCCUGUCGCACUGCUUCUUCUACUCCGUGCUGCUGUUCGACGUGGUGUACCGCGAGGAGACGCUGCUCAACGUCAUGAAGUCGGUCACCAAGAACGGCCGCUCCAUCCUGCUGACGGCCGUGCUGGCGCUCAUCCUGGUCUACCUCUUCUCCAUCAUCGGCUUCAUGUUCUUCCAGGACGACUUCGUCGUGCCCGUCAACCUCGGUCAGCGGACAGACGUGGCCGAAGACGUGCUGGAGGCGGCGGCCGGCAGCGGCGCGGGCUGGUGCGACGCCGAGGAGGCGUGCUCGGCCGAGACGUCCGCCCACAAAUACACCCACUCGGCGGCACCGCCGGACGUGCCGGCCGACGAGGAGCAGCGCGAGCGCGCCUGUGACACGCUCAUGAUGUGCAUCGUCACCACGCUGAACCAAGGCCUGCGCAAUGGCGGCGGCAUCGGGGACGUGCUGCGCGCGCCCAGCAGCAAGGACCCGCUGUUCACGGCCCGUGUGAUAUACGACCUGCUGUUCUUCUUCGUCGUCAUCAUCAUCGUGCUGAACCUUAUCUUCGGUGUCAUCAUCGACACGUUCGCCGAUCUCAGGAGCGACAAGCAGCAGAAGGAGGAGAUUCUGAAGAACUCGUGCUUCGUCUGCGGUCUGCAGCGGAGCGACUUUGACAAUAAAUCGGUGACCUUUGAGGAGCACGUGAAGAACGAGCACAACAUGUGGCAUUACCUGUACUUUAUUGUGCUCAUCAAGGUCAAGGUGUCGACCGAGUUCACUGGCCCGGAGAGCUACGUUUACAACAUGGUUCAGGAGAAGAACCUCGACUGGUUCCCGCGCAUGCGCGCCAUGUCGCUGACCACCGGCGAGGCCGAGGGCGAGCAGAACGACCUGCGCAGCCUGCAGCACAAGCUGGACACCACCAUGGGCCUGGUGAAGACGCUGUCCGACCAGCUGGCCGAGCUGCGUGACCAGAUGAGCGAGCAGCGCAAGCAGAAGCAGCGCAUCGACUUGCUGCAACCGGGCCUGACGCCUCACCCCAACGACGCCGCCAACCACCUCUAGAGCCUGCUGCACGCGCUGUGUCGCGCCACACGGCCGGCG
Pollicipes pollicipes is the source of this 7523-nucleotide messenger RNA. Its product is annotated as inositol 1,4,5-trisphosphate receptor-like. The record is from RefSeq and is a predicted model, not a curated record. Gene Ontology annotation, molecular function: inositol 1,4,5-trisphosphate-gated calcium channel activity; inositol 1,4,5 trisphosphate binding. Gene Ontology annotation, cellular component: membrane; endoplasmic reticulum. Gene Ontology annotation, biological process: calcium ion transmembrane transport. Lineage: Eukaryota; Metazoa; Arthropoda; Thecostraca; Pollicipedomorpha; Pollicipedidae.